UCUAGGAUCUGCGGUGUGUUUAAUGUAUCACAGUACAUAGCGCACUAUGCGUCCAAUAGGAAGGGGGGAUUGGGACUGAGCCUGAAUUUCACGCUAGAGAGAAAGAGAGAGAGAGAGAAGGAGAAAGAGAGAGAGAGAGAGAGAGAGUGAGUGACGCCUUCUUUAGCCCGAGACGCCUCGCAGUUUGAGUCACUCUGUUCAGACCUCAGGAGCUUUUCUUUAACUGUGGACUUUCCGCUGUCGAACUGAAACGUGAAAACGGUAAACGGAACCACACCAAGGUCAAGUGUCCGGAAGGAUGAUAAGAAAAUAGUUAAGAUUGCCGGGACCUUGUCGGGGAGACAAUCGAAAAGAUCCCAGUGUGUGUGUGUCUUGUGUCUGGGUGUUGUCGUGUUGUGCUGAAGGUGUGAGUGUGGGAGUGUGUAUUUGAGGUGCUCACCUCUUUGGGGUGAAAAGAGCGGCGAUGAGGAUGAGUAGCAACGUUACAUGGCUGUCCUGCCUGCAGCUGCUGUGUGCUAUGUCUACACUGACGGCUUAUCCUUUAACACCUCCUCUGGACCUGGAUGUUACUCCCAGAACUACGGUCCUUUUCAAUGAGCUGUGGGGGUGCAGCCGCUUCAAUGGCUCUGCUCAGAACUACAGUACCCUGCUGCUGGAGGAGGAGCCAGGUUUGCUGUAUGUAGGUGCUCGAGGAGCACUGUACGCCCUGCAGGCCUCUAACAUUUCCAGUUUCAGUGACACAAUUGACUGGGACGCACCUGAAACCCAGAAAAAGCUCUGUUUGAACAAAGGCAAAGAUAACAAGACUGAAUGUUUUAACCACAUCCGAUUCCUGCAGAGAUUCAACAGCACCCACUUGUAUACUUGUGGAACACACGCAUUUAGCCCAUUGUGUACAUAUAUUGAUAGUAGGGAGUUUAAAAUGUCUUCUGUGUUUGAGGAGGGUCGAGAAAGGUGUCCAUAUGACCCUGCUAAAGGCUACACUGGCCUGCUUAUUGAUGGCCAAAUGUACACAGCUUCUCAGUAUGAGUUUUGGAGUUCUCCCGACAUUCGUAGAAACUCUCCAAUCCCCACACUGAGAACAGAGGAAGCCCCAACUCGCUGGCUGUAUGAGGCUGAUUUUGUGGAGUCGGCACUGGUGAAGGAAAGUGCGAAUAGCUUUGUCGGAGACGAUGAUAAAAUCUAUUUCUUCUUCACGGAGAAGAGUCAGGAACACAGUCUGUACUCCAGCUACAGCAAGGUGGCCCGAGUGGCCCGCGUGUGCAAGAGUGACAGAGGAGGUCGCCUGACUCUGCAAAAGAAGUGGACAUCAUUCCUGAAGGCUCGACUGGUUUGUUCACUGCCUGACUAUGAGUUCCACUUCAAUGUUUUACGCAGUAUGUUUGUGCUGGAGGGCCCCAGGACUGAAGACACCAUGCUGUAUGGCAUCUUUGGCUUGGAAUGGAAAAACGUCAAAGCUUCGGCCAUCUGCCGCUACUCGAUCAAAGAUGUCCAGCAGGUUUUUGAAGGACCCUACAUGGAAAACCCGGAGGACUCUGGCACCAAAGUGACCGAGUACACAGGGAAGGUCCCUGAUCCGAGACCUGGCUCGUGUAUCACGGAUCGACUCCGAGAAAAAGGCAUGAACUUUUCCACUGACCUGCCAGACGAUGUGCUGCAUUUCGUACGCCGUCAUCCACUAAUGUCUCGACAGAUUCUGCCUCUAGGACAACGCCCCCUGCUGUUCCGGAGGACUGUAGACUACACUAAAAUAGUUGUGCACAAAGUUCCUGCUUUAGAUGGCCAGACAUACCACAUGCUUUUUAUUGGGACAGAUGAAGGUUGGCUUCAGAGGGCAGUAGAAGUUAAAGGUCAGCUCCACAUUAUUGAAGAGCUGCAGCUGUUUAACGAGCCACAGCCUGUAGAUAGUAUAGUCAUCUCUCAGAAACAGAUGAGUGUGUAUGUGGGCUCACCCUCCGGUGUUGUGCAGUUGCCGUUGUCCACAUGUCACAAAUAUGCAUCCUGCUUGGAUUGCGUGUUAGCACGGGACCCUUUCUGUGCUUGGGACGGGGCUGAAUGUGUGGAGAUCACCUCACACAUGGACAGAUCCAAUCUGACUCAAGACAUCCUUAAUGGGAAAGAAGGCUGUGUAAAAUCUGCAGCAGAUGACCUGGAGAGCCAUCGCGUUCGUUCAGUGAUGGCAGGGGAUGACGUGCUUCUACAGUGUGAGCUCAGUUCCAAUCUCGCAUCCCCACAGUGGACGAGGAACAAGCAGCAGCUGCAGGGCUACGGGCUGAACUCAGGCUAUCGCAUUGGUACUGAUGGCUUGCUGGUGAUUAAGUCAAGACCAGAGCAGAGCGGCAACUACAGCUGCUUCGCCCUGGAAAAUGGGGUCCGCAUCCAUGUAGUCGCCUACACUUUAAAUGUACACCUAUACCCACCAUCACCCCUGUCAACCCUCCAACCUCAGAAAUCCAACAACAGCAAUCCAGACCCAGGCCUGCACAAUCCCCCACAGUCCCAGUCCAUGAAGAACAUGGAGGCCAUGUAUAUCACUCUGAUCACCAUCCUUGGUGGACUUUGCCUGGUCCUGACUGUAGUGCUGCUCUAUAUAGGUUUUUGUGUCCAGAGCAAACGGGGGAAGUACUCUCUCAGGACAGCAGCCCAAGCAGACAAGACGAGGAAGAGGAAUGACCGCAUGGAGCUGAAGACUAUCUCCAGCCACUGUAACGGGAAAACAAACACACAUGAUGGACUGCUACAGAUUGUUCCUGGAGAAGCCCAGGUUUUCAAUAAAGAGCUUCCUCCAGCACCUCCACUACCUCCAGCAAACUAUGAGCUGGACUACACCAACGGGUUCUCGAGCACGCUGCCCAAUGUCUUGCGCAAAAUGAACGGCAAUAGUUACGUGUUACUCAGGCAGACCAAUGGAGACCCCUCAUCUCCGCUGUAUUACUCUUUUACAGAGGAGCUCAACGAGAUGCUGGAGAAAAGGAAGCACACACAGUUGUGUAGCAAACCCGACGAGAGCUCAGUAUAACACUUCAGAAACAAUACGGUACCUUCUUAAAGGUCAGAAAGAAUUGUGUUUCAGCUGCAGCCUAUGUGACAUACAAACUGAAUUGGAUAAUAGGCUGGCUGAAAAAAGAUUAUAAAAGAUUCUGUUUCAUAUUUCUCCUGUUGUUGGUUUUUCAGUCCUCUCUCUUAGUUUGAGAUUCACAGAACAUGAAAAACAAGAACAGAACAAAAGUAGAGACACACACACGUAACGCGUAAUCUACCUCAGAAGAUUGUUGCUAUAAUAAUAGCACUGUGCUCCACUGGGAGUGUGAGAUGGGAGGUGGUGAGGAACAGCAGCUAUUCAGCACAGAAGUCUGCAUGUGGGGUGAAAACAUUAAUGCUUCCGGAAAUAUAGAGGGAAAAGAUCCGGACAGGACCAAUGCGGGGUUAUGAUGUUUUUUUUAUUUUAUUGGUUACAGGAACUGUUGGCAGGAGUCUUAACAAUUUCAGAAAAAAAAAAGCGUUUCAUUUUCAUGUGGCUGCUUUCGAGCAAUAGUGCAGAACUGCACUAAAUGUCAAUAUUUUCUAUUAAGAUUGUCUGCUAUUUAUGUCACCACUGAUCACACUGUUGUCUUAACGAACUGCAUUUAAUGCACCACUGAACACUGAAAGCCACUAACAUCACGACUUCAGUUUGUGUAGCUUUUUUUUUUUUUUUUUUUUUGGAGAAUUAUAGUAUUAACUCCUGAGAUGCACUUUAAGAGCAAAAGCCUUUUGUUGUAAAUGAUGCUUGUUCGGGAGGAGAUGUAGAGUCCUGGUUUUGUAAGAUAAAUUGAGGAUUUUUCAAAACUCGA
Messenger RNA from Clarias gariepinus (North African catfish), 3833 nucleotides. It is a transcript of the gene sema4ga, whose product is annotated as sema domain, immunoglobulin domain (Ig), transmembrane domain (TM) and short cytoplasmic domain, (semaphorin) 4Ga. Lineage: Eukaryota; Metazoa; Chordata; Actinopteri; Siluriformes; Clariidae. The record is from RefSeq and is a predicted model, not a curated record. The coding region runs from base 464 to 3019 and encodes 851 amino acids. Gene Ontology annotation, molecular function: semaphorin receptor binding; chemorepellent activity. Gene Ontology annotation, biological process: axon guidance; neural crest cell migration; semaphorin-plexin signaling pathway. The transcript is spliced from 15 exons.